Molecule: messenger RNA, 3206 nt
Organism: Gopherus evgoodei (Goodes thornscrub tortoise)
Lineage: Eukaryota; Metazoa; Chordata; Testudines; Testudinidae
Product: bifunctional heparan sulfate N-deacetylase/N-sulfotransferase 3-like
Cellular component (GO): Golgi apparatus
Molecular function (GO): deacetylase activity; heparan sulfate N-sulfotransferase activity
Source: RefSeq, a predicted model, not a curated record
GGCAGCGGCUGCUGCUAAAAGCCUUGCUUGGCUCCUUCUUCUCCUGGGCACUUGGGUCGUGCCGGCUGCUGCCUAGAGGCACCUCCAGCUCCCCCGGUUGGAGGAGGAGGAGGGGGAAGCUCUGCCUCGGAGUGAGGGAGGCUCCAGGGGCUAUACCGCUUGCCUUCUCCUGGUGCUUCGGUUGGGGCUUCGCAGACCGGACUGAGCGGCCCCUGCGUGGGAGGGCAGCGGAGAGAGAGAGGGCAAGACUGGCAGCGGCCACUGGUCCCGUCUCAGGAGGAGCUGCAUGCAGCAGGUCUAGGGGAAGUGGAAGCAGCACCGGCAUGUUCCUGGAGUUCACCUCGAGACUAUACCGUCUAUAAAGCUUGCUGAAGACAGACACAUGUGCUGCAAUGGUGACAUAAAUUAUUAAGCAGGACUGGAACAAGUUGUUGAAAAGUUGUGGUUUUUUUUAAUGCUGCUGCUGUUGGAAGCAAUCUAAGGCAAGUAUACAACAUGAGUUUUAUCAUGAAACUUCACAGACAUUUUCAAAGAACAGUUAUCUUGCUUGCCACUUUUUGUAUGGUGAGCAUUGUUAUUUCUGCUUACUAUUUGUAUAAUGGCUACAAACAGGAAAAUGAACUUUCUGAGAUCUCUUCGGAACUGGAAUGUGGUGAUCUUCAGCUGUUGCCAUACAAGUUAAUGGAGCUGAAGACAGUGAAGCCCAUUGAUCCCAUUCGGACUGAUCCCGUAGUGCUGGUGUUUGUGGAAAGCCAGUACUCAACACUCGGUCAAGAUAUAAUAACAAUUCUAGAAUCCAGCAGAUUUCAGUAUCACAUAGAGAUUGCUCCUGGGAAAGGUGAUCUUCCAGUGCUUAUAGACAAAAAUAAAGGCAAAUAUGUUCUCGUUGUAUAUGAAAAUAUUUUAAAGUAUGUGAAUAUGGACUCAUGGAACAAAGGCCUUCUAGAUAAAUACUGUAUUGAAUAUGAUGUGGGUGUCAUUGGAUUCCAUAAGGGCAGCGAGAACAGCUUGCAGAACAUUCAGUUUAAGGGCUUUCCUUUCCAUGUUCAUGGCAAUCUGGGUGUUAAGGACUGUUGUGUUAACCCUCAUUCCCCAUUGCUUCAUGUAACUAAAUCCUCUAAGCUUGAUAAAGGUCCCUUGCCUGGAAAUGACUGGACAGUUUUCCAGAUUAAUCAUUCAGCCUAUCAACCAGUGAUAUUUGCAAAAAUAAAGACUACAGAAAACCUCCUACUACCCAUCACUAAAAAUGCUCUCCAUGCCACAGUAGUUCAUGACCUGGGGCUUCAUGAUGGGAUUCAGAGAGUCCUCUUUGGCAACAACUUGAACUUUUGGCUGCACAAGCUGAUCUUUAUAGAUGCCAUCUCUUUCCUGUCUGGGAAAAAGCUCACAUUGUCCUUGGACAGGUACAUUCUUGUUGACAUAGAUGACAUCUUUGUUGGGAAGGAAGGAACAAGGAUGAAUGUCAAUGAUGUGCAGGCCCUGCUUGAUACGCAAAAUCUUUUGAGAGCUCAGAUUACAAAUUUUACUUUCAAUCUGGGAUUUUCAGGGAAAUUUUACCACACAGGAACUGAAGAGGAGGAUGAAGGUGAUGACCUGUUGGGGUCUGUGGAUGAGUUCUGGUGGUUUCCCCAUAUGUGGAGUCACAUGCAGCCUCAUCUCUUCCAUAAUGAAUCGUCAUUGGUGGAGCAGAUGAUUCUCAACAAAAAGUUUGCCUUAGAACAUGGCAUUCCAACUGACAUGGGCUAUGCGGUAGCUCCGCACCACUCCGGGGUUUACCCUGUACAUGUUCAGCUUUAUGAGGCCUGGAAAAAGGUCUGGAAUAUCAAAAUCACCAGCACAGAAGAGUAUCCACAUCUAAAACCUGCACGGUACAGACGGGGCUUCAUCCACAAAAAUAUCAUGGUCCUUCCUAGGCAAACCUGUGGUCUAUUCACUCAUACAAUUUUCUAUAAGGAGUAUCCUGGAGGCCCAAGAGAACUAGACAAGAGUAUCCAGGGAGGGGAGUUGUUUUUCACAGUUGUUCUUAAUCCAAUCAGCAUCUUCAUGACCCAUUUGUCCAACUAUGGGAAUGAUCGCCUGGGGUUGUAUACCUUUGUGAAUCUAGCCAACUUUGUUCAGAGCUGGACCAACCUGAAACUGCAAACUCUGCCUCCAGUCCAGCUGGCUCACAAGUACUUUGAGCUCUUUCCUGAGCAGAAGGACCCUCUCUGGCAGAAUCCCUGUGAUGACAAGCGGCACAGAGAUAUCUGGUCUAGAGAAAAAACCUGUGAUCGAUUACCAAAAUUCUUGGUUAUAGGACCCCAGAAAACUGGUACCACAGCUUUGUAUUUGUUCCUGAUUAUGCAUCCUUCCAUCAUUAGUAACUCCCCCAGCCCAAAAACCUUUGAGGAGGUACAGUUCUUUAAUAGAAAUAACUACCACAGGGGGAUUGAUUGGUAUAUGGAUUUCUUCCCUGUACCAUCCAAUGUCAGCACUGACUUUCUCUUUGAAAAAAGUGCCAACUACUUCCAUUCUGAGGAAGCUCCCAAACGAGCAGCUUCCCUGAUCCCUAAGGCCAAGAUCAUCACCAUUCUCAUCGACCCAUCAGAUCGGGCAUACUCCUGGUAUCAGCAUCAGCGAUCUCAUGAAGACCUUGCAGCUCUAAAAUUUAGCUUCUAUCAGGUAAUCACAGCUGGACCUCGAGCCCCAUCAGAGCUUAGAGCUCUACAGAAGAGAUGUCUAGUACCUGGAUGGUAUGCCACCCAUAUAGAAAGAUGGCUAACUUAUUUCCCAACUUCUCAGUUGCUAAUUAUUGAUGGACAGCAGCUGAGAAUUGACCCAGCUACCGUGAUGGAUGAAGUGCAGAAGUUUUUGGGUUCUCCUCAUUAUAAUUACUCUGAAGCCCUAACGUUCGAUUCACAUAAAGGUUUCUGGUGUCAACUCCUGGAAGAAGGAAAAACCAAGUGUCUUGGAAAGAGCAAAGGCAGAAAAUACCCUCCUAUGGAUUCAGAGUGUAGGGCUUUUCUGUCAAGCUACUACAGAGAUCACAAUGUGGAACUGUCAAAACUCCUGCACAAAUUGGGACAACCCCUGCCAUCAUGGCUGAGACAGGAACUACAGAAAGUGAGAUAGCAUUGAGAGGAAGCUUCUUGAAAUCUCUCUUCCAUACUUCAGUCAUCUUACCUAAAGCCUUCAAUAGCUACCAGAAGGCAGGUGUAAAAUAUACC